Messenger RNA from Stylonychia lemnae, 276 nucleotides. The record is from the annotation of a GenBank genome assembly. NCBI's taxonomy places the organism in Eukaryota, Ciliophora, Spirotrichea, Sporadotrichida, Oxytrichidae.
AUGGGAAACUAUAAAAAGGCUAAUUAUUUAAAAAGUAAUAAGAGAAAAACUUUUGAUUUGCAUAAAUAGCAAGAUUAGAUUAAGAAAAUGGAUGUCAAUGGUCAAAUGAAAAACAACAAUUUCAUAACGGAGGGAGUUUAUAAUGAUAUUGAUUAUAGAAAGUCAUCAAUGGAUACUCUAGAUAACCAGCUAAUUCAAUCUUUUGAGCCAGUAGAUUACAUUCAAAGUUUUAAAUUUGGAGAUUUACCUCAAGUCAAUGAUUAUUUUAAGAAAUGA